GUCACAACAUCACAAACUACUGCAUCAGAUACAACAUCACAAACUACUGCAUCAGACACAACAUCACAAACUACUGCAUCAGACACAACAUCACAAACUACUGCCUCAGUCACAACAUCACAAAAUACUGCAUCAAAUACCACAUCACAAACUACUAACCAAAGCAUCAUCUACAUUAAUCUCUUGACCAUCACUCCACACUUUCCAACCCGGUUUGUGCGUAUAAAUCUAAUUCGUGUGGCAAGUCGUGAGAUUUCCAUUUCCUGGGAUGCCAGCAAUGCAUUCACCCUGACUGUGUAUGAAGUCAUCUUAUCCAGUGCAAUCAGACAGGAAUUGCCCUUUACGACGAACAAAAAAAAAGCAGUAUUCAGGAACCUGCUUCCCGAUGUUGAGUAUAACAUUUUGGUCUUGGUAAAAUCUUGCAGCCAACAACAGUCAAUACAAAGAAGAAUCAGGACACGCGCUAAAGUGCUGAAUGCAAGGACAAGAAUUAGAAACAGGGCUUUUGUGCCACAACUUCUGGACAGAACAAGUCGGAUAUACAAGCAAUUUGUAAAUAAUUUCAUUCAAGAUUUGCUUCGCAGAGUAACCCUGAGAUUUUUAUCCUUGUACAAUCGCAAUCUCCUGAGAAUUGUCAUAAUUCGUCUUACACCAGGAAGUGUGACAGUAGACUUUAACAUUGCACUGUCCUUAAAUGAAAAUGUCACCUUGAGGGAAACUGCAGAAAUUUUUGCUAAGUCCUUGAACACGAGUACAGAGUUUGACAUAGAUAUUACAAACACUAAUAUAGCAGAGAGGGAUAGCUGCCAACCAGAGUUCAAUGACUGUUCAGAUAAUGGAACUUGUACACGACAGAACUCAACUUACACUUGUCAAUGCAACACUGGGUUCAACGACACAAGCCCCAAUGUACCAGGAAGGAUCUGUGAAGACAUUGAUGAGUGUCAGACUGGGAAAGACACAUGCUCGGCAUUAGCGACCUGCACAAAUACUCCAGGGAAUUUUACUUGUAACUGUUUAGCAGGAACAAUAGAUACCGAUCCGGCAAACCCAGGAGCACAGUGCAAAGAUAUUGACGAAUGUCAGAAUGGGAACAACACAUGCUCUGAUUUAGCUGUCUGCAGGAACAUCCCAGGGAAUUUCUCCUGCAGCUGCUUCCAGGGGAUUAUAGAUACCAAUCUGGCAAAUCCAGGAACACAGUGCAUAGAUCCCAAUAUCUGUUUCAUCAACAAUGGAAAUAUUUGUACUUUAUCAGACUGCAUGGUGUCUACAGUCAGUAACUGCAAUAACAAAAUUGCAUUCAGAAUGCAGGUGAUUUUGCGAUCGAGAGUAUUCUCCAAUGACCUGAGGAAUCCAGUGAGUGAAGCCUACAGGAACCUAUCCAACAGUUUUAUGAACACAGUUGUGCCAAGAACUCAAGUCAAUCUCAAUGAUCGUAGCUUUAACAUCUUCAUCGUUGGCUUCCAAAAUGGAAGUAUAGUGAUAAAUUUCCUGGCUGUCUUGAAUGACACCUCAACAGUUAACAGAAGCAGACUGCUCACUGCUGUUGGUGCUGCUGUUAAAGCACUGGAUAAUAAUAGUUUAAUCACCAUAACAGGUACAACACAACUUACAACUGAAGCUCCUGUCCAGCCACAGACUGCCCCGACCUUGCAAUCGAAACCUGGAACUGAAAACCCCGGAUGGAAAGCGGCUGUGAUCGUUUUGGGAUCUAUUCUCGGUGUAGCUCUGCUCACCAUACUGGCAGCAGUGCUGACAUUGCUGUACACAAAGAAAAAAUCCAGGAGUUAUAGCGUAGAAACAUCUGAUAUUGUGCGACAAAUCAAUUAUUCAAAUUUAUAACAGCUUCUAUAAAGCCUCAAUGAAGAAUUGUUGGCCAGUUUACUACUUUUCUCAGGAUUUCGAUGCAAUAUUUGCAACAUAAUCUCAUGGGUCAUUUGAACUUUAUACAGGAGAAGUGAUACUGCAAAAACAUGAGCUUGCAUUUAUAUUAACAGAUAAAAAAGAGUAUUUAAUGGUAUCUGGUGAUUGGUGGCAGAAUGUGUUACAAUAAUGUAUGCAUUCAUUCAUAGAACAUAGAACAUAGAACAUAGAACAGUACAGCACAGAACAGGCCCUUCAGCCCACGAUGUUGUGCCGACCACUGAUCCUCAUGUAUGCACCCUCAAAUUUCUGUGACCAUAUGCACGUCCAGCAGUCUCUUAAAUGACCCCAAUGACCUUGCUUCCACAACUGCUAUUACCAAAAUCUCAUAGCCCUCAACAUGCCUUGUAUGGUUCUCAGUUCUCAGGUUUGUAAAUAAUUUUUCCCACUGGGAUUUCUGAUCUUCAAGUAACAGAAAGAAAUACACACAUAUGUCAGAGAUAAUGGGAACUGCAGAUGCUGGAGAAUUCCAAGAUAAUAAAAUGUGAGGCUGGAUGAACACAG
This is a messenger RNA of Stegostoma tigrinum, 2427 nucleotides long. RefSeq lists its product as uncharacterized. The record is from RefSeq and is a predicted model, not a curated record. Gene Ontology annotation, molecular function: calcium ion binding. Lineage: Eukaryota; Metazoa; Chordata; Chondrichthyes; Orectolobiformes; Stegostomatidae. The annotation marks the transcript as partial. The transcript is spliced from 12 exons.